This is a messenger RNA of Cryphonectria parasitica EP155, 3325 nucleotides long. RefSeq lists its product as uncharacterized. The coding region runs from base 172 to 3063 and encodes 963 amino acids. Gene Ontology annotation, cellular component: COPII vesicle coat; endoplasmic reticulum exit site. The transcript has 4 exons. Gene Ontology annotation, biological process: endoplasmic reticulum to Golgi vesicle-mediated transport; intracellular protein transport; COPII-coated vesicle cargo loading. The record is from RefSeq and is a predicted model, not a curated record. Gene Ontology annotation, molecular function: zinc ion binding; SNARE binding. Lineage: Eukaryota; Fungi; Ascomycota; Sordariomycetes; Diaporthales; Cryphonectriaceae.
CAGUAUCACGCCCUCGGCGCGGGCCAGCAGGACCCGAACGAUCCAUACAAUCAGCACAACAAUUCAGGCCAGGGCGCACCGAACCAGUUUCAACACCCCAUUGCUCCCAACCCCUAUCAGGGACAGCAACAACCAGCUCAAGGGCAGCAGUAUUAUGGCACCCCUUCGCCAAUGGGCCCUGCUGGUGGUCCCUCGCCCGUGCAGACACAAGGAUACUUUCAGGGUCAGGUGCCUUCACCGGAUGGAAACGAUAUAAAUGCUCAGAUGGCAGGCAUGUCGCUGGGCGCAGAGGGACGGCACACUGGCACGGGCAAGAGGAAGAAGAAGGACAGGCACGCGUACCACGCCGUGGAGAGCCAGGGCUCGUCACAGGCAUUCAAUGGCAUCCCUCCGGCCGGGACUCCUGCGACCGCCUUCUUGAACGCUGACCCCUCAGGAACCUCGGGUUUCGUCGGUCAGCCAGGCAUGUUGACGCCCCAAAGCCAGUUCCCUGCACCUGCUGGCGGACAAUAUACCCCGGGCAGCACUGCUUCUCCGGCCGAGUUUGCUUCGAGGAAUGGUUCGACCGAAGCUGCAGUGGCCGCCGGAGGCCAGGCCAAGGUCUCCCAGGACGAGCUACCCAGUGUGCCUCUGGCCCGAGAUGCUGCACAGCAAUUCUAUCUGACCAAUAUCUAUCCAACUUUCGAGAAGCUCGUCCCGCCUCCCGCUGCUACCUCGUUUGUCGCUUUCGACCAGGGCAAUUCCUCGCCCAAGUUCGCUCGCCUGACCAUGAACAACAUUCCGGCGACAUCGGAGGCAUUGCACACCACUGGUCUUCCUCUGGGUCUCAUGCUCCAGCCGCUGGCUCGCCUGCAGCAUGGCGAGAGCGAGGUGCCUGUUCUGGACUUUGGCACUCUUGGCCCGCCCCGGUGUAGCAGGUGUCGAGCGUACAUCAACCCUUUCAUGAUGUUCCGGUCUGGAGGCAACAAGUUUGUCUGCAAUCUCUGCACGUACCCCAAUGAGACUCCGCCAGAAUACUUUUGCGCAACAUCGCCCCAGGGCAUCCGUGUAGACCGGGAUCAGAGGCCGGAGCUGUGCCGCGGCACCGUCGAGUUCGUCUGUCCCAAGGAAUACUACAACAGAGAGCCUGUGGGUCUGCGUUGGUUGUUCGUCAUCGAUGUGACCCAGGAAGCUUAUAACAAGGGAUACCUGGAAGCAUUCUGCGAUGGCGUUCUGGCGACGCUGUAUGGCGCAGGUGGUGACGAAGAGAAGGAUGAGAAUGGUGAGGUGAAGCGGAAGUUACCACCAAACUCGAGGGUUGGUUUCGUCACUUAUGACAAGGAGGUGCAUUUCUACAACUGCAGCGCCGCCUUGGAGCAAGCUCAGAUGAUGAUCAUGCCUGAUAUCGAUGAUCCCUUCGUGCCCUUGAGCGACGGGCUUUUUGUGGACCCAGAAGAAUCAAGGGCCGUAAUCUCCUCACUGCUCACCAGGCUGCCUCAGAUGUUCUCAGGAAUCAAGAACCCAGAGCCAGCUUUGCUCUCGACCCUGAACUCAUGUGUAUCAGCUCUGGAGAAGACUGGCGGAAAAAUCAUCUGCUCACUGGCAGCACUUCCCACGUGGGGUCCCGGUCGUCUCUUUAUGAGAGAUGACGGCAAGCACCCCGGUGGCGAGAUCGACAAGAAGCUGUUCACCACCGAGCAUCCUGGCUGGAGAAAAGUGGGCGAGAGGAUGGCAGCCGUCGGAGUCGGUGCGGAUUUCUUCAUGGCAGCGCCGACGGGUGGCUAUCUCGACAUUGCGACUGUGGGCUAUGUUGCUGCUAUCACCGGUGGCGAGACCUUCUACUACCCGAACUUUAUUGCCGGAAGAGACAAUGCGAAGCUGUCGCUCGAGGUGAAGCACGCAGUGACGCGGGAGACCGGCUACGAAGCUCUGAUGAAAGUGCGGUGCUCGAAUGGGUUGCAGGUGUCUGGGUAUCACGGUAACUUCAUACAACACACCUUCGGCGCGGAUCUGGAGAUCGGCGUCAUCGAUGCCGAUAGGGCGAUUGGCGUCACAUUCAGCCAUGAUGGGAAGCUCGACUCAAAGCUGGACGCGCACUUCCAGUCGGCACUGCUGUACACAACAGCAAAUGGAGAGCGCAGGGUCCGUUGUUGCAACGUUGUGGCUAGCGUAAGCGAUAUUGCCAAGGAGAGCAUCAAAUACGUCGACCAAGACGCUGUCUACUCUAUUAUCGCAAAGGAGGCAGCGACCAAGCUGGCCAGCACGUCGGCCUCUAUCAAGGACGUCAGACUCAACCUGCAGGAGAGGACGGUCGACGUCAUGGCCGCCUACAGGAAACACUUUGUCUCACAGUCCUACCCCCCAGCUCAGCUCGUUAUGCCCGACAAGCUGAAGGAGUUCUGCAUGUACAUGCUCGGACUGAUGAAAUGUCGCGCUUUCAAGGGCGGCAACGAAACAUCUGACCGGCGUGUGCACGAGAUGCGCAUGAUCCGCGGCAUGGGCUGUCUCGAGAUGAGCCUGUACCUCUACCCGCGCAUGAUUGCGCUGCACAACCUCCAGCCGGAGGAGGGCUUCGCGGAUCCCGCAACGGGCCACCUGAAGCUGCCUCCUUCCAUGCGCAACACCUUCAGCAAGGUCGAGCCUGGCGGUGUCUAUCUGAUGGACAAUGGGCAGCAGUGCAUGCUGUGGUUCCACGCACAGACGUCGCCGAACCUCAUCCAGGAUCUUUUUGGUGAGGAUAAGUCGAAGCUACAAGACCUCGACGCGUACAUGAGCGACCUACCAGUCCUCGAGACCCACCUGAAUGCGCAGACGAGGAAUAUCCUGGAGUUCUGGAAAACCACGAGGGGGUCCAAGGGCUUGACGAUACAGUUAGCGCGACAAGGCAUUGACGGGGCGGAGUAUGAGUGGGCGCGGGGUCUGGUGGAGGACAGGAACAAUGAGGCACAGAGUUAUGUGGAUUGGCUAGUGAACAUACAUCGCAUGGUUCAGCUCGAAUUGGCUGGCCAGAGGAAGAAGGAGGUUGAGACGAGUGAGGGCUCGACACUCGGCAGCUUCGCGGGCCUGCGACCGGCAUACUGGUAGUUUACGGCGCGUCUUUGUGGGUCUAUUAUGUACGACGAUGAUCAUACAGGCAUACCAACCUCUCCUUGGUCCGCAUCAUCAUUCAUAUGACAUUGUUAGGGGGUCCGCUUGGAGGGACCAGCUGUUUUGUGACCGUGUUGAGGGCUUGGCAUCAACUAUGCGACGAGCGAAAGUGUACUGAGGCUCCAUUACUGUGGAUGUGAGGCGACAGCUCAAAGGAGCCACAAUAUCGAUUAUGAUGAGUAUACAGAGAGCUGACCAG